Physeter macrocephalus (sperm whale) is the source of this 3775-nucleotide messenger RNA. RefSeq names its product oxoglutarate dehydrogenase L (gene OGDHL). The transcript is spliced from 24 exons. The coding region runs from base 116 to 3148 and encodes 1010 amino acids. Gene Ontology annotation, biological process: tricarboxylic acid cycle. Gene Ontology annotation, cellular component: oxoglutarate dehydrogenase complex; mitochondrion. The record is from RefSeq and is a predicted model, not a curated record. Lineage: Eukaryota; Metazoa; Chordata; Mammalia; Artiodactyla; Physeteridae. Gene Ontology annotation, molecular function: oxoglutarate dehydrogenase (succinyl-transferring) activity; thiamine pyrophosphate binding.
UCCGACCCUGCGAGUGCAGUUCCUUGUGAAGUGUUUUGCACUUGCUGCUCGUCGCCCCAAGGAGCCCACUCUGCCCCUUGCUCGAGAAGACCACCUCCCCGCCCUUUGCCUCAUAAUGAGUCAGCUGAGGCUGCUGCCAUCCCGGCUUGGGGCACAGGCCUCAAGGCUCCUGGCCACACAUGGCACCCAAAGGUUCAGCUGGUACAGCAGGUCAUCUGGGCCACCGGCCACCUUCCCAAGCAGCAAAGUUGGAGGCGGCUCCAGUUACAUGGAGGAGAUGUACUUCGCCUGGUUGGAAAACCCGCAGAGUGUCCACAAGUCCUGGGACAGCUUCUUCCGGAAAGCCAGUGAGGAAGCCUCUUAUGGCCUGGCUCAGCCCCGGUCCCUUUCUGUUGUCCCUGAGAGCAGGCCAGCAGUGUUGAGCCGGACCAAGACCAGUAAGCUGGUGGAGGACCACCUGGCUGUGCAGUCUCUGAUCCGGGCCUACCAGAUCCGUGGCCACCAUGUGGCCCAACUGGACCCCCUGGGCAUUCUGGAUGCAGACCUGGACUCCUUUGUGCCCUCAGACUUAAUCACCACCAUUGAUAAAUUGGCCUUCUACGACCUGCGGGAGGCUGACCUGGAUAAGGAGUUCCAGCUGCCCACAACUACCUUUAUUGGAGGCUCUGAAAACACCCUUUCUCUGCGGGAGAUCAUUCGGCGCCUGGAGAACACAUACUGCCAGCACAUCGGUCUGGAGUUCAUGUUCAUCAAUGAUGUGGAGCAGUGUCAGUGGAUCCGGCAGAAGUUCGAGACCCCUGGCGUGAUGCAGUUCUCCAGCGAGGAGAAGCGGACCCUGCUGGCCCGGCUGGUGCGCUCUAUGAGGUUUGAAGACUUCCUGGCCCGGAAGUGGUCCUCGGAGAAGCGGUUUGGCCUGGAGGGCUGUGAGGUCAUGAUUCCUGCCCUCAAGACCAUCAUCGACAAAUCCAGCGAGAUGGGGAUCGAGAAUGUCAUCUUGGGGAUGCCACACAGGGGCAGGCUGAAUGUGCUGGCCAACGUCAUCCGCAAGGACCUGGAGCAGAUCUUCUGCCAGUUUGACCCCAAGCUGGAGGCGGCGGAUGAGGGCUCCGGAGAUGUCAAAUAUCACCUCGGCAUGUACCAUGAGAGGAUCAACCGAGUCACAAACAGGAACAUCACUCUGUCGCUUGUGGCCAACCCCUCCCACCUGGAAGCUGUGGACCCCGUGGUGCAGGGGAAGACAAAGGCAGAGCAGUUCUACCGUGGGGAUGCUCAGGGCAAGAAGGUCAUGUCCAUCCUGGUCCAUGGGGACGCUGCCUUCGCUGGCCAGGGUGUGGUCUAUGAGACCUUCCACCUGAGUGACCUGCCCUCUUACACCACCAACGGUACCGUGCACGUCGUCGUCAACAACCAGAUUGGCUUCACCACAGACCCCCGGAUGGCCCGCUCCUCACCAUACCCCACCGACGUGGCCCGUGUGGUCAACGCACCCAUCUUCCAUGUGAAUGCAGAUGACCCAGAGGCCGUGAUAUAUGUGUGCAGUGUGGCGGCCGAGUGGAGGAACACCUUCAAUAAAGACGUCGUGGUGGACCUGGUCUGUUACCGCCGGCGUGGCCACAAUGAGAUGGACGAGCCCAUGUUCACGCAGCCACUCAUGUACAAGCAGAUCCACAGGCAGGUGCCUGUGCUGAAGAAGUAUGCAGACAAGCUCAUCGCCGAGGGCACAGUGACCCUACAGGAAUUCGAGGAAGAAAUCGCCAAAUAUGACCGGAUCUGUGAGGAGGCGUUUGGCAGGUCCAAGGAUAAAAAGAUCCUGCAUAUAAAGCACUGGCUGGACUCCCCCUGGCCUGGCUUCUUCACUGUGGACGGGGAGCCCAAGAGCAUGACAUGCCCAGCCACGGGUAUUCCAGAGGACAUGCUGACCCACAUUGGUGAAGUGGCCAGCUCUGUGCCCCUGGAGGACUUUAAGAUCCACACGGGCCUCUCUCGCAUCCUGCGGGGCCGUGCGGACAUGACCAGGAAGAGGACAGUGGACUGGGCGCUGGCAGAGUACAUGGCCUUUGGCUCCCUGCUCAAGGAAGGCAUCCAUGUGCGGCUCAGUGGGCAGGACGUGGAGAGGGGCACAUUCAGUCACCGGCACCACGUUCUCCAUGACCAGGAGGUUGACCGGAGGACGUGCGUCCCCAUGAACCACCUCUGGCCUGACCAGGCCCCCUACACUGUGUGCAACAGCUCCCUCUCGGAGUACGGAGUUCUGGGCUUCGAGCUGGGCUAUGCCAUGGCCAGCCCCAACGCCCUGGUCCUCUGGGAGGCGCAGUUUGGUGACUUCCACAACACGGCCCAGUGCAUCAUCGACCAGUUCAUCAGCACGGGCCAGGCCAAGUGGGUUCGGCACAAUGGCGUCGUGCUGCUGCUGCCCCAUGGCAUGGAGGGCAUGGGCCCAGAGCACUCCUCAGCCAGGCCCGAGAGGUUCCUGCAGAUGAGCAAUGAUGACUCGGACGCCUACCCCGCGUUCACCCAGGACUUCGAGGUGAGGCAGCUCUACGACUGCAACUGGAUAGUGGUCAACUGCUCCACGCCGGCCAGCUACUUCCACGUGCUGCGCCGCCAGAUCCUGCUGCCCUUCCGCAAGCCGCUGAUCAUCUUCACACCCAAAUCUCUGCUGAGGCACCCAGAGGCCAAGUCCAGCUUUGACCAAAUGGUUUCUGGGACCAGCUUCCAGCGGGUGAUUCCUGAGGAUGGGGCUGCGGCGCAGGCUCCCGGGCAGGUGCGGCGGCUCAUCUUCUGCACGGGAAAGGUGUACUAUGACCUGGUGAAGGAGCGGAGCGGCCAGGGCCUGGACGAGCAUGUGGCCAUCACACGCCUGGAGCAGAUCUCUCCAUUCCCCUUCGACCUGAUCAAGCGAGAGGCAGAGAAGUACCCAGGCGCAGAGCUGGUGUGGUGCCAGGAGGAGCACAAGAACAUGGGCUACUACGACUACAUCAGCCCGCGCUUCAUGACCAUCCUGGGCCGAGUGCGGCCCAUAUGGUAUGUUGGCCGAGACCCAGCAGCUGCACCAGCCACAGGAAACAGGAACACUCACCUGGUGUCUCUGAAGAAGUUUCUGGAUACUGCCUUCAAUCUCCAGGCCUUUGAGGGCAAGACAUUUUAGAGCCUGCCUGGGUCUUGCUGUGGGGUUGUUGAGGACACCGGGGACAUUAGGGGCUGGCUGGCUCUUCUGCCCAGGAGAGGGACUGUCAGGGGCCCCAAGAUAAAACACACCCAUGCAGUGAUUGAGGCCAAAGGGUAGGUACCCCUGACUUCGGUAUUAUGCCACCUUGGGCCUUUGUGUUUAUUUCAGAAUCUCUUAGGGCUGAGAAAGCCAGAGGGGUCUGAUAGAUGGGCUGUAGUUGUAGAGUGUUUCCCCAGCUGCCCUGGUCUCUCUGGAGUGUUUGUGUGGCUUCUCCGUCUGUGUCGUUCAUGUCUCUGCAGACAGCCAGCCACACAGGAGCCCGUGUCUCUGGUCUCUUUCUCCCAGCCUGGUAGAUUUGACUGCUGCUCACCCUGUCCUUGUUCGUCUGUGAAUUCAAGAACUGUUCUCUUUUGUGCUCUUAGAAAUAGAGAUUUUAGCAAUAACAGCCAGGUGAAGCAAAACCAUGCCAGGUGAUUUAUAUGUGCUCUGUUUUAUGGGGCGUGUCAUAAUAAAAUAUGUCAGCUUCUGUGUGAAAUACAGCCAAGGCUCACAUGUACCAAAGUAGAAAACCAAAUAACAGAGAAAUUAGAAAAUGCUUAAGGGAGA